AUGGCGAAAAUACCAAUUAUGCUACAACUGGAUGGGAAUUGGGAUAGCUAUGGGAGAUUUAGAGAAUUUGAGGUCGAUGAUAGUACACCAAGUUCUAUUGAAAUAGGACAAGUAUACCAAGACAAGGAAACAAUUGCAGCUGCAAUGAAGCAUUAUUCUGUCAUGCACAAGUCCAAUUCAGGGUUAAAAGAUCUAGUGCUAGAAGAAUUCUACUGGCUGAUAUGUGUUGGUGAAAAUUGUACAUGGCACUUCAAGGCAACUAGCAUAAAUGAUUCUGCAAUGUUCAAGGACAGAAAUUUCGACAGCCAGCACACAUGCUCUUUAUUGGACAAUACAUUCAUACAACGCAAACUUACUGCCAUGGUAUUUGGUAGAAUUUCUGAUCCUAAGACAAUUUACGCCCCGAAAGACAUUCAAUUUGACAUGUUGUCUGAACACGGCGUGAAUCUAACCUACAUGCAAGCCUGGAGAGCAAAGGAAAAGGCUUUACAGUUUAUGAGAGGUCAUCCUGCUGACUCCUACAGCAAAUUGCCUAGUUAUUUGUAUAUUCUAGAGAAGACUUAUCUGGGGUCUGUAGUUAAAUUGAAGAAGACAGACGAUGACUGCUUCUUGUAUGUAUUUGUUGCGAUUUGUACGUCAAGCAGUGGUUGGGAAUAUUGCAGGCCAGUUGUAGUAGUUGAUGGGACAUUUUUGAAUUCAGCAUACAGGGGAAUAAUGCUAACAGCCAGUACAAUGGAUACAGCAAGUACUGAAGUUUUAUUGUAG
This is a messenger RNA of Nicotiana tabacum (common tobacco), 765 nucleotides long. NCBI's taxonomy places the organism in Eukaryota, Viridiplantae, Streptophyta, Magnoliopsida, Solanales, Solanaceae. The record is from RefSeq and is a predicted model, not a curated record.